AUGUUGCACAGUAACAUUUUCACUAAGGACUCCAAGUAUAGGAAGGAAUUCUUUACGACUUGUCAAGAGGAUCGCCCCUUAAUUGUACAGUUUUGUGGCAAUGAACCGGAUAUAAUGGCUGCUGCAGCAAAACUUGUCGAAAAAGAUUGCGAUGCCAUCGAUGUUAAUCUUGGAUGUCCCCAGUCUAUAGCAAAGCGUGGUAGAUAUGGAGCAUUUUUACAAGAUGAUUGGACUCUUUUAAAAAGAAUUAUUGCUGCGAUGUCAGAAGCUGUUGCCAUACCUAUUACCUGUAAAGUAAGGGUUUUUGAUAAUAUUGACAAGUCAAUAGAAUAUGCCUUAAUGUUACAAAGUGCUGGAUGUAAGCUUUUGACUGUCCAUGGAAGAACAAGAGAACAAAAAGGGCCUCUUACCGGUGUUGCCAGUUGGAAACACAUAAAAUCAGUUAGGAGUGCUGUAUCAAUACCUAUGUUUGCAAAUGGCAACAUACAAUGCUUAGAAGAUGUGUAUAGAUGUCUAAAAUACACUGAAGUAGAUGGUGUUAUGAGUGCAGAAGGUAUCUUAACAAAUCCUGCACUUUUUGAGGGGAUUAAUCCAGUAACCUGGGAAAUUGCUAGCGAAUAUCUUCUUCUUGUUGAAAAGUAUCCUUGCCCAUCAUCUUUCAUAAGAGGCCAUUUGUUUAAAAUAUUCCAUAAAAUAUUUACCUUUGAAACUAAUACAAAAGAAAGGGAGCUCCUAGCUACAGCACAAAAUCUAGAUGACUUCAGACAAGUAUGCAUAAAAAUAAGAGAUAAAUACUCAGUAUUCCAUGAAGGCACAAUAAAUUUUUUGGAUGACGAUGCUAUAACCAGACAAGGAUAUGAUCUAAUUUUACCACCAUGGAUAUGUCAACCAUAUGUUAGGAUUUCACCAGAAGAACACACUCAAAAAAUGGAAUUGUUGAGUAAACAACAGUGUAAUAAUGAUAAGAGAAUCCUCAAUGAACCUGAUGGAAAUGUUUUAUCAAGGAAGAAAAUGAAAAAGUUAAGACGUUAUAUGAGAAGACCAACAAAGCCAGAUGAAAAAGCUGAUGGAACAAGAGAAAUAUGUAUGAACAUUGUAUGCCCUAACCCUUUAGGAGCUAAAUGCGCGUAUAAGCUGUGUAAAAAGUGUUGCCGAAACAAAUGUUUUGAAGAAGACUGCUUUUGCAUAGCUGUUGCGCACCUCUCUUCGCAGUCAGGUGUAAACAGGCAG
Molecule: messenger RNA, 1230 nt
Organism: Iphiclides podalirius (scarce swallowtail)
Lineage: Eukaryota; Metazoa; Arthropoda; Insecta; Lepidoptera; Papilionidae
Source: the annotation of a GenBank genome assembly